AUGGAAGAAGCGUGUACAUCAUCAGUAUUGAAUUUAUCUGUGUCCUCAAUGUACCUUUUAUGUGGUCAACCGGUAGCUGUCGAUUUGGUCAAUAAUAAAACUGUGUGUGGGAAUAUAUUCACGUUUGAUCCGAUCACUCACUCAGUUGUAAUUAUUGCUUUCGCAUGUAACGCAGAACCAAAGACAGUGAGAGUUGUUCCUGGUGCUUCGAUAAAACAUUUGAGAAAAUUGGAUGAUGACCAUUUACCGGAUGGAUGCAUUAAAAAAACGCCGGAACUGGAAUGUUGGCUUGGAAAGUUGUUGAGAGGUGCACCGCAAUCAUCCAAACAACAAGUUGCGGAGAGACGAAAAAGAUUGAUUGAAUGGUUGGAACAGAACCAAAUUCGAGUGAAAAGCAAUAAUGACGGAUCAAUUACUGUAUUUGAUGCUGUACGAAUCGUCGCACCUUUUACUGCAGACGAUUGUUUUUGUGAUAAUACUAUCAUUUUAUCGAGAAUGAAAAGACUGAUUUCAAAAGUCCCCGAAAUGAGCUGUUCAUUGGAAAUUAAUCCAUCUGUAUAG
Molecule: messenger RNA, 561 nt
Organism: Brugia malayi
Lineage: Eukaryota; Metazoa; Nematoda; Chromadorea; Rhabditida; Onchocercidae
Exons: 3
Coding region: 1-561 (186 amino acids)
Biological process (GO): spliceosomal complex assembly; spliceosomal snRNP assembly
Cellular component (GO): SMN complex; nucleus
Source: RefSeq, a predicted model, not a curated record